This is a messenger RNA of Aureobasidium uvarum, 810 nucleotides long. Lineage: Eukaryota; Fungi; Ascomycota; Dothideomycetes; Dothideales; Saccotheciaceae. The record is from the annotation of a GenBank genome assembly.
AUGCUCACGGAACUGACUUGCGAAGAAGUCGAGGUUAUUGCCGAAGGUGCUUCCCACGAUGGAGAUUCUCACGGAGAACAUGAAAGCGGCACAAUUUCUCCAGCAGUAACAUCAGUCGCAGCUACUGGUGCUGCAGAGACGCCCAAAGUGACAGCACUUAGCGCUUGCCAUAUGCAUGAGACCCAGCAAUUCUGUAUGGGCCCGAGUGCUACAGAUGACAGUUUCUGCAUGUCUCCUGCUGGUGGUGAAGUCCUUGCCCAAGUACAAACGGCAGACGGAGAAGAGCCAGCUGGAGAGGUUUCGGCUGAUGGCGGAACUUGUGAAGCUGUCGAACGCGACUACAAUAUUCCAUUGCGUAUCGGUCUCGUGUUUGCCAUCCUUGCCACCGCAUCUAUUGGUGUUUUCGGGCCAAUCUUCCUCUCGCUUGGUAGGUUCAAGCGUGGUAGUAUUGUCAUGUCGAUCAUCAAGCAGUUUGGUACUGGUGUGAUCAUCUCGACCGCACUCGUACAUGCUACCACUGCAGCUAUCGUGAUGGCAGGUAUCGUCAUCUCGUUCGUUCCUGAGUAUGUCGGAGCCAGGGUUUUUCUCUGGCGUGUGUCAAAGCAUACUGCUCCCUCAUCGCCAUCACCCGAGCAAAGUCAUGAACCGAAAGGAGCAGAUACUACUGAAACCUCUGUUGGUCACCACCUCGUACACUCCGGAGAUGCUCAUACACAGUCUCCUGCUCUGCAAAAACUCAAGGUCAACAUCAUGGAAGCUGGGAUUAUCUUCCACUCGCUGCGUGAGUUUCACCAUGGCCAAUGUCGAUGA